CAUAUACUUAUAUAUAAAUUUAUUAAAGAAAAUUGAAAAAUUGGGUAAAACAGAAAUAAUAACUUAAAGCAAGAGACCUUUUGUUUGUACUCUAAGGUGAUAAAAGGCACUUCCAACCAGAGGGAUCAAUCAAAAAGGGGAGAGAUUGGGAUUAUUACUUAAUAAUUAAAAAAUUUGGAAAAAAACAUGGCCGUGGUGAUAGAAACUACCAUAGGAGAUUUCACAGUGGAUCUGUACACUGAUGAACGCCCUCAAACCACGCAGAAUUUCCUGAAGCUGUGCAAACUAAAGUACUACAACUGGAAUCUUUUCCACUCGGUGCAAACCAAUUUCAUUGCACAGACCGGUGAUCCCACUGGCACUGGAAAGGGCGGAGAGAGCGUAUAUGGAAUUGUACUGGGUGAAAAAGCCCGUUACUAUGAGGCUGAACAGAUACCAAAGAUCAAACAUAGCCGUGUAGGUUUGUUAUCCAUGGUGAAUUGUGGGAACAACAUGCUGGGCUCUCAGUUCUUCAUUACGCUGGGAUCAGAGCUACAAUCCUUGGACAGUGAACACUGCGUGUUCGGAGAGAUAACAGAAGGAUUGGAAGUGAUCCUCAAAUUUAACGAGACCAUCUGCGAUGGAGAUCAAAGGCCAUAUCAGGACAUAAGGAUAUCUCAUACUGUCAUUUUGGAAGAUCCAUUUGACGAUCCUGUGGGAUUUGUAGUUCCGGACAGAAGUCCGGAACCUACAAAGGAAGCUCUAAUGAGCGAUAGAAUUGGAGCAGAUGAAACAAUCGACGAUACCGGCGGCAUGACCACAGAAGAGAUCAUGGAAAUGCAGAAGAACAAGGAAGCGAAAGCGAGAGCCACGAUAUUAGAAAUUGUGGGUGAUAUACCGGACGCGGAUAUUGCCCCGCCGGAAAACGUCUUGUUUGUCUGUAAAUUAAAUCCAGUCACGAACGACGACGAUCUUGAAAUUAUCUUCAGUCGUUUUGGAAAAAUUGUUGGUUGUGAAGUUAUAAGAGAUCAUCAAACGGGCGAUUCCUUGCAGUAUGCAUUCAUCGAAUUCGCGGAUCGUAAGAGCUGCGAGGAUGCAUAUUUCAAGAUGGACAACGUUCUGAUCGACGACCGAAGGAUACAUGUGGAUUUCUCGCAAUCAGUCGCGAAGAUGCGUUGGCGUGGCAAGGGGAAAGGUAUCCGGUAUUUCGACGAGGAUGAUAAACCGAAGAAACGCGAGGACAAUUAUUCAUCCUCGAGGAAACCUGACGCAUCGCACAAUAAGGAUCAUGACAAUGGUAAAAGUAAAGAGGAAGGAAAAAGAAAGGAAAGUGAUAGAGAUCGUGGUUCCGAACACAGAAAUUACGAGCGCCGAAGAGAAGACAGAGAUACCAGAGGCAGAAGAAAAGAAGAUAGAUUGUAUGAUGACCAUCAUGAGAGAAAUAAGUACGACAGCGAGCGAAAAGAUAGAAGAAGAAGGGAGGAACGACGAGAUAGGGAUAGAAGUGAUCAGAGGAGAGGUCACAGCGAAGACAAAUCGGAAAGAAGAAGCAAGAGGGACGAGAACAACGAUCGAAGAAGAGAUCACAGCGAAGAGAGAUUGGAAAGGAGAGGUAGAAAGGAUGAUGACAGGGAACGUCGGCAUCGUGAUAACGAGAGGAAAAGACCGGACGACGAUGACGAUACGAGACACAGAGACAGAUCGCACAGGCAUAAAAGAAAACGAUGAAAGAAAAUAAGAUAUGAGAGGGUUAGAGAAGCAUUAAGCUAUGUAUUCAUAAAGCAGGCCUGUCCAAUUUGAGCUCCAAAACGUAAAUUCAUCGACGCAAAAAAAUUCAAUGUGAAUAAGAUUUCGGGAGCUGUAGUGUUGAUACGCAUCUAAGUGACGCUUAUCAACGCUUUAUAAUUCUAAACUCUUACUAACAUUGAAUUUUUUUACGUUAAUGGUUUUGCGUUUUGGCACCGGAACUCAAAUUGAACAAAUUGCACUAAAGGAACAUAGACUAGCAUUUCUAUUGCCUGUUUCCGUAAAAGUUCCAUGUUUCUCGAUGUUCCUCGUCGUCGCUAGGAACAGAAAUAUGAGAUACUUAACUCUAUAUAGAAGCAGGAUUACAUCUCAUGAGUUUAUUUGGUGGAGACAAAUUGUUUCAGUUGUCAGUAACAAUAGACAACAAAAAUUUCCUCAAUGUUUCUUUGGUGAAGUUUAAGAUAUAUCUAUGAUAAGACCGUUCUUAUAUUUGAGAAAUAUAAACUGUAAAUGCAGUUCCAAGAUGUGAUAAACUAAAAUGAUCUCGGAUCGGACGAAAACUCGUUCGUUUUGCGCAGAUGUUCAUAGCGUUGUAUAGCGUUACAUUGCUUGCUAUGCGCAAACCGAGGUCAUUCUCUCGUUGAACAGAGUAAUCGUCUUAAAGCCUUACUUAAAUCGAUCUUGAAAUGAUUUCCUUCCUAUUGUAAAAAAAAAAUGAAUAAACGCACAGUUUACAAGAGAGGCUGUAAUUCAAACGUUUCUUUUUUUUUACAUCGAGUAAAAUUGCCAGUAUUCUUUCGAGUACAAAAUAUUGAGAAAAAAAAACGUAUUCGUUAAAUCAAUCGGCACAAAACGGAGUAUUGAUCGACGCACGCACUUUCUUCGCAAAUUGAUGGAGAUUUUCGCAAGGCCACGGGAAGCUCUACAGAUUCUAUAAAUGGUAACAGCGCGUACGGUAAAGCUAUCGAAACCACAGAACUUCAUUCGACAAAGUAGUAGUCUCGACGGGGCGUGACGCCGAUGAUCGCCAUAACAGGUAUGACGAUGGAUGAUCAAAACUGAUUAUCGAACGGCCGUAUAAAAAAUAGAGAGCAAAAAACGAUUUAGUACCGUUCGGGCACUGUCGCCCGAUUUAAGCAGAAUCACAUUUUCUCUGCCCGGCGCACUUUCGAGUCCCAAGUCCCGCUUUAAAUAUUAUAGGAACGAUAAUAAAAUCAUUUACGUGGACAUGCAGGUAACGAGCUGCGCAGCCCGCGGGCUCUCACAGAACGUUCUUUUGUUUCUUUGGUGACGUCGCAAUUUGGUAUUUUGGAUUCUUGUCCCGUAGAACACAAACAGCAUCACUUCAAUCAUCACUUCAAUCGUUACGUUAUUUCAAUGUUAAAAUUUCUUCAACAAUAUAGAUUAGAAAUUAACAAAGGCACCUAUGAGGUGCCAUAUACUGAUUUUAAUGAAACUUUGUCACAAUAGAGUAAAAAAAUGAAUUUAGAAAAUAGUAAUUGCGGCGAAAAAAUGGUUUGAAGGAAAC
Molecule: messenger RNA, 3253 nt
Organism: Trachymyrmex septentrionalis
Lineage: Eukaryota; Metazoa; Arthropoda; Insecta; Hymenoptera; Formicidae
Product: peptidyl-prolyl cis-trans isomerase-like 4
Exons: 5
Coding region: 187-1707 (506 amino acids)
Biological process (GO): protein peptidyl-prolyl isomerization
Cellular component (GO): nucleus
Molecular function (GO): RNA binding; peptidyl-prolyl cis-trans isomerase activity
Source: RefSeq, a predicted model, not a curated record